Molecule: messenger RNA, 318 nt
Organism: Lathyrus sativus (Indian pea)
Lineage: Eukaryota; Viridiplantae; Streptophyta; Magnoliopsida; Fabales; Fabaceae
Source: the annotation of a GenBank genome assembly
AUGGUGAACGUUCCAAAGACGAAGAAAACAUACUGCAAAAACAAGGAGUGCAAGAAGCACACCUUACACAAAGUUACCCAAUACAAAAAGGGUAAAGAUAGCAUUGCUGCCCAGGGAAAGCGUCGUUAUGAUCGGAAACAAUCUGGUUAUGGUGGACAGACCAAGCCCGUCUUUCACAAAAAGGCUAAAACCACUAAGAAGAUUGUUUUGAGGCUUCAGUGUCAAGGCUGCAAACAUGUUUCCCAACACGCCAUUAAGAGGUGCAAGCAUUUUGAAAUUGGUGGUGAUAAGAAGGGAAAGGGAACAUCUCUGUUUUAG